AAGGAAUGAUGGAUGAGAAGGGGGCGUAUUUCGUGAGACUGAGGAGCUAUGUCGUCGACUCGCUGAACAAAGAAGAGGAUUUCCAUUUCCUGCGUUUCGAGUUCCUCCAGCGGCUGAACAUUACCAAUAUAGAAGUUGAACUCGCCGAAAUGAAGACUCGUAUGCUUUGCUCGCAGGACAUCGACGCUGAAGAUCUCGAAAACCUGAGGGUUAAACUUGAGCAGUACGCUACUGCACUCCGCGACUACCAGUAUCUCCGCAACAAGACACCCCUCGCCGCAGCCCAACAGACAGACCGCAGGCUGCGUCUCCACAAAUACUUCCACUCGGCCGCCAGCCUCGUCGACCCGUGGAACUCGCAUUACGCCUAUUUCCGGGACGACGACUCCGACCACCACCUGCACGGGGGCUCGUCCAUAGAUCCCCUGAGAACUUUUCUCCGGCAUUAUCUGCCCUCGCGGUUGACCUUCUCGCGGCAUGAGAGGCAUGCGCGCGCCAGAGAGUAUGCCGAGGGCAAGCCGCCGCGGGAGGUGUCGCCCUUUGUGGACAGCCUGGCGCGGUUCGUGAUUGCCAUCGUGGGCGGGGUGGUCCUUGUUGUGCCGAUGAUAGUGAUGAUCUUCCAGCCAUCCCAGACAAAGAGCCUCAUCUCGGUGUCUGUUGCCGUGGUCCUGUUCUCGUUGCUGCUAUCCUUUGGGAUCAAGGUGUCGAACGUGGAGACGCUGGUAUCAACGGCGACCUAUGCCGCCGUGUUGGUCGUGUUUGUGGGGACGAGUUCGGGGGUUGGA
Molecule: messenger RNA, 785 nt
Organism: Cryphonectria parasitica EP155
Lineage: Eukaryota; Fungi; Ascomycota; Sordariomycetes; Diaporthales; Cryphonectriaceae
Exons: 3
Source: RefSeq, a predicted model, not a curated record